Perkinsus marinus ATCC 50983 is the source of this 696-nucleotide messenger RNA. RefSeq lists its product as hypothetical. The transcript has 3 exons. Lineage: Eukaryota; Perkinsozoa; Perkinsida; Perkinsidae. Gene Ontology annotation, molecular function: rRNA small subunit aminocarboxypropyltransferase activity. Gene Ontology annotation, biological process: maturation of SSU-rRNA. The coding region runs from base 1 to 696 and encodes 231 amino acids. The record is from RefSeq and is a predicted model, not a curated record.
AUGGUAUCACAACCCUCCGACUCAACAGCAGCUCCUCAGCUGCACAUCGAGAAGACCCCACGGUUGGUCAUGUUCGAGUUCCAUCAGAAUGACCCUAAGAAGGACACAGGCAUGCGGCUGGUUAAAAGAGGUGCUGCCAAGGCGUUGAAACCCCAUGUUCCGUUUCAAGGCGUCCUCUUAUCUGCUGAGGGGAAGUCCUAUCUGUCGGGUGGUGAUCGAGAGAUCGUUGCGAAGAGCGGAAUUGGCGCUAUAAACUGUUCCUGGAAUCGCCUCGAUGAAAUUCCGAAGCGAAUGAAGGUUCCUCCUCAUCAUUAUCGUUUGUUGCCGAUGACUCUAGUUGCGGCGAAUCCUAUAAAUUUCGGCAAACGUGGAAAACUCUGUACGGCUGAGGCGCUUUGCGCAGCUGCGUAUAUAACAGGGUACAAGGACUUCGCUGAGGAAACUCUCAAUGGAAGUUUUGGUUGGGGAGAAGAGUUCUUCGAAUUGAAUCGAGAUGUGCUGGACUUGUACGCUGCGUGUAGCAGCUCUGAUGAAGUUGAGGAGGCGGAGAAGGACUUCUUACGGAGCCUUGAGGAAGAGGCUGCUCAUCGGAAGAUGCGAAUGAUGCCCUCUAGCGACUCGUCGAGUGAUGAGGAAGACUAUGAAGAGGAGGAGACGAGAGAAGUUGAUGCGUGUGGUAAUUAUAUCGAAAAAUAA